AAAGGAAUCAUCAUGGUAAGAGAGACUAACCAAUUCCAUAGCAGCCUCCCUCACCUGUAAGCCCUUGCUCUAAAGCCGUUCUCAUGGGAAACAUAACCAAGAGAGGAAGCAGAGACCUGGUGGCUGACGGUGCCACGUUGGUGGAGGAGAGCCUGGCCACGACCCUGCACUCUAAACUGUAUGAGGCCAUCAUCAAGGAAGACUGUAACACCAUCAAGACACUUCUCAGAAACCACCCUGUCAACCAGCCCCUGACCAUCCUGGCCAACUCCACCCGUUACAGACUACUGAGCCAGGUACUCCCUCCUCUCUGUCACAGUAAAGAAACAACAGAGCGGGAAGCGGUGGCACACCCUUUUAACCCCAGAACUUUGGAGGACUUCACAAAACAUAGGGCUCCGCAGACCAUCCCCCAGGUCCAGUACACAUACCCUAGCCUGCAACUCCUCCAUCCUGCGCCACACACAGAUGGAUGGAUGGAACACAGCUUGUGUGGCUGGAAGAAGGGUACCCUCCUCCUCUCAGAACACACCCACAGCGACGAUGUCAUGUAAGCAGACACAGCCUAUCUUUCCCAUCCAUCUGGCCGCCGAGUACCGCAAGCCACAAAGUUUGCUUUGCUUGUUACAACACGGUGCUGACCCAGAAGUAAGGGACGCCCAAGGCUUCACUACCCUUCACCUGAUGCUGCUUAACUGGCCAGCCUCUUCUACCACUUGGUCCAAACCCAGCACUCAGAUCCAAAAGAUCCUGAUGGACAUUCAGAACAACGCUGUCUUGUGUCUGUGCAUUUUGUGUGACCACGGAGCUCAAGUUAAUGCCCGGGUAGACAACAGCAACAAGCAUUCAGCCCUCCACCUGGCCAUAAUACACGGGACCUACCCAGUUCUCUCCUUUUUGGCUCAAAAUGGUGCCCAGGUCAAUGCUACUAAUGAAUCCAGCAUGACGCCCCUCCACAUGGCUGCAGACAUACUGAACAAAAACAUGAUAGAGACACUCAUUGCCUUUGGGGCCAAUGUGAACUGUGCCAUCUCAUCUACCGGAAACACAGCUCUGAAGCUGGCCGUGUGUACUGCAUCGAGCAAAGUCGGCCGACUGCUGGCAGCGGGGGUGGGCUGCAUCCGUCUGCUGCUAAAUAACGGAGCCCAGGUCAAUGCCCAGGACCAUGAAGGCCAGACAGCUCUGCACGAGGCAUGCUUUGGAGGCAGAGAAGCGAUCAUCAGUCUCUUGCUGGAAUUUGAGGCAAACGUUAACAUUUUAACAAGAAAUGGGGAGUCUCCCAUUUACAUGUACCUUCAGCGCAGUUCCAACAUCAGAGACAGAUCGCUUCUGGCCAGACUACUUUACCGCACUUAUCCUUUAAGACUGAGCAAUAAACAGGGGAUUCUACCAGCAGGAAUCAUGCUGCCAGAAUACCAGCUCCUAAGGGAAACCCUAGUAAAGUUAUCAAAAAAACCUUUAACCCUCGAGGCCAUCUGUAAGAGAAGCAUCAGGAAUGUUUAUGGGGAGAAGUACAAAUUCCACCUCGAGAAGCUCCUCCCGGCAAAGCUCUGGAACUCCAUAUAUGGCAUCUAUGACCUCACCUACCUGCUCAAAGGAGAGCCAUGACCUCCGAGCCUGCCGGAGAACCUCAGCAAUGCAAACUCUUGUUUCUGGCUAGACAGAUACCCAGAAAUCACUUGGACUUCACUUCCUACUGCAACGUACAAACUACUGGCCCUUAAUCCCUCCAAAAAAUUAAACUGACUUGCACAUAA
Molecule: messenger RNA, 1757 nt
Organism: Mus musculus (house mouse)
Lineage: Eukaryota; Metazoa; Chordata; Mammalia; Rodentia; Muridae
Gene: Ankrd61
Product: ankyrin repeat domain 61
Exons: 3
Coding region: 469-1608 (379 amino acids)
Cellular component (GO): nucleoplasm
Source: RefSeq, marked validated